Messenger RNA from Radiomyces spectabilis, 544 nucleotides. RefSeq lists its product as uncharacterized. The transcript is spliced from 4 exons. The coding region runs from base 128 to 472 and encodes 114 amino acids. Lineage: Eukaryota; Fungi; Mucoromycota; Mucoromycetes; Mucorales; Radiomycetaceae. The record is from RefSeq and is a predicted model, not a curated record.
GCCCCUCAGUGGGUAUACAAGCAUUCAAGGAAAAGCACGACACCGAAAACGUCAAAAAGCUCGAAAAAACCAGUCCAGGCCCUUGGGACAAGCGAUCGUCGCCUUUGGAGAUGCGGACCUGAAGCCAAUGAAAAAACACGCCCUUGUUCCCAUCAAGGCAUUUCGAAAAGUUCUUGCCCGAAAAGCGUUGGUCCUUUGUGACGACGAAUAUCGAACCAGCAAAGUAUGUAGUCAUAGUGACUCGGAGACUGUGGAAGUACGAGAUGAACAGAUUCUCGUAUGCAAGCACAAGAAAAAGACCUUCAAACGUAAAAAUGUCGACAAAAGGCCUCGAAGCCGAUGUCUAGAUGACGAGGGAAACAUUAUUUCCUAUUCAUCAGUUUGUAAUCGUAAUCAAAGAAAGAGCUGCAGGUCGAUCUUGGCAGAGUAUCAUUUACCCGAUUCGACUGUGCCCCCAGUGCAAGUCGGCUAAUGAUGACUCCAAAGGAUUGGUAACCAAACCUUAAAAUCUAUGAUGUUUUGAAUAUUGACUUGUAUUCUUUAU